Messenger RNA from Struthio camelus australis, 1531 nucleotides. NCBI's taxonomy places the organism in Eukaryota, Metazoa, Chordata, Aves, Struthioniformes, Struthionidae. The record is from RefSeq and is a predicted model, not a curated record.
GAAAGCUGUGGGUGCGUGAGGGCAGGGCGUUCGGUUCCUCCUCUUUCGCGGUCUCUCUGGGCUGUCCCGGCUUUCUGCCUCAGUUUCCUUUCUCUCUCUGUGAGAACUAGUGAGCUCCCUGGCCAUCAGCGGGAGAGGGAUGGAGCUUCCUUCAUGGUGGGGAAGUGGUUGGGGAUGGAGGGGCAGGGGCGGCCCCCCGGCGGCCCCCCGAGCAAGGGGGCAGGCAGGCCGCGGUCCCCCGCACACUCCAGCACUCACCAGGCUCUCCUCUCCGCAGGGCAAGUACAGCAAGCGGAAGAGCCGCUUUAAGCGCUCAGAUGGCAGCACCUCCUCUGACACGACGUCCAACAGCUUCGUCCGGCAGGGCUCAGCGGAGUCCUACACCAGCCGCCCCUCGGACUCGGAUGUGUCGCUGGAGGAGGACCGCGAGGCGCUGCGCAAAGAGGCCGAGCGCCAGGCGCUGGCACAGCUGGAGAAAGCCAAGAAGUACAACAACGACUGGUGGAUCGGGCGCCUGGUGAAGGAGGGCUGUGAGGUCGGCUUCAUCCCCAGCCCCGUCAAGCUGGAAAACAUGCGGCUGCUGCAGGAGCAGAAGAUGAGGCAGAACCGCCUGAGCUCAAGCAAAUCGGGAGACAACUCCAGCUCCAGCCUGGGCGACGUGGUGACGGGGACCCGCCGACCCACCCCACCGGCCAGCGGUGCCCUGGACAUGCCUAGCUUUGCCUUUGACCCUGAUGAGUUAGAGGAGGAGGAGGAGGCCAUGGAGACCCACCGCUCCCCUAAGAGUAGCGUGAGCAGUGUCACCACCCCCCCUGCCCACACCAAGCGCAUCCCCUUCUUUAGGAAGGUAACGGAGCCUGUGCACGCCGGCCCUGGCCUCGUGCUCGCCUGCUGCACCCUGCCUGCCCUAACACUGCCUGGGAGGGCUGGCGGGAGCCCGCCGUGAGACGUGGUGCCAUCCAUGCGGCCCAUCAUCUUGGUGGGGCCGUCGCUGAAGGGCUACGAGGUCACUGACAUGAUGCAGAAAGCCCUCUUCGACUUCCUGAAGCAUCGCUUUGAUGGCAGGAUCUCCAUCACACGGGUGACAGCCGACAUCUCCCUGGCCAAACGCUCCGUCCUGAACAACCCCAGCAAACACACCAUCAUCGAGCGCUCCAGCACGCGCUCCAGCCUGGCCGAGGUCCAGAGUGAAACCGAGCGCAUCUUUGAGCUGGCCCGGACGCUGCAGUUGGUGGCCUUGGACGCUGACACCAUCAACCACCCGGCCCAGUUGGCCAAGACUUCCCUGGCCCCCAUCAUCGUCUACAUCAAAAUCACAUCCCCCAAGGUGCUCCAGCGGCUCGUGAAAUCCCGGGGCAAGUCCCAGGCGAAGCACCUCAAUGUGCAGAUGGUGGCCUCGGACAAGCUCGCGCAGUGCCCACCGGAGAUGUUUGACAUCAUCCUGGACGAGAACCAGUUGGAGGACGCCUGCGAGCACCUGGCGGAGUACCUGGAAGCCUACUGGAAGGCCACGCACCCGCCCAGCAGCAAC